CAGUACAGAAAGAGUGUGCGUGUGUGUGCGCGCGCGCACAUGUAUGAAGCUGAGUUCAGGGCAGCGGGGUCUGUAUGUGUGCACGCACAUGCACGUGCAUGGUGUGUGUGGUGGGAGCCCAAAUGAUCCCCGCUGUGGUGAGACAUCCCGAAGCCUGGCUGCAGAGCAACUGCCAGCAGCUGUUCCAGCACAGCAGGGGCAGGACUGCUCCCACCACGCGUGUGCCCACACGUGUCAAUGGCUGCAUCGUGCUCAGGUGCGUGUGUCCCCCCCCAUGCCUGUGGCACGAGGAGGGGCCGGGAGCUGCGUGGGCAUGGCGCUUGUGUGCUGGCCCCCUACCCCGGGGCGCUGCGGCGUGGUGGGGAGCUGGCGUGCCUGUGUGGGCGCACUUGUGCCGUGGUGUGACUCUGCGUGUGUAACGGGUGCCUGUCGGUGACAUGGUGCUUGCGUGGGCGUGAAGCUGCAGGGUGGGGGUACCACCCCCCCCGGCCCCCAUUGGCGGCUCUCCUCUCGCCCACCCACACCGUGCCAUGGGCAGAGCCCCUUAUUUAACUCCGCACGGCAGCCAGCACCCUGGUACUUUGCCUCCCAGCUGAACCCGUGCUGGGAGAGCCAUCGGUGCAGCCUGUGGCCGCUGCCCACCUCGCCUCGACACAUCUCCCACUCCGCAGCCACCAGCGGCGAGGGACACUCUGCCCCCGGCUCCAUACUGGGCGACACCCGAGGGCUCAGCAGGUCUGUGCCUCCCACAGUGCCCGGCCCUGGGGGCUUCCCGGGGCUCCUGGGGGACUGCUGUGUCCUGUCCUCACCCGGCUCAGGCUGGGAGAAGGGAGGAGGGGGAAGUUGGUGAAGCCACUGGGAAGGGCAUGGGCUGGCAGACAAGAUGGGGUGAAGAUGCUGCUUGAAUUCAGGGAGGUCUUGGGGCAGGGGGGUUCUGGAAGCAAGUCUGGGUCUGGGAUCCAGCUGUCAGCAAGGAUGUGCCAGUGCAUGUGUCAGGGAGUGCGUGUGCGUGUCUCUGUGUGUGUGUGUGCCUGUGCGUCAGGGGAUGUGUGUGCUAACACAGGUGAACACGCAGGACUGAGUGCAUGCCGGCGUUUGUGUUCCUUGUGUGCCCGCGCUUGGGCUCGUGUGCGUGUUUGCACAUUCUGGCUGGUGUGUGACUGCAAAAACACAGCACCAUGGGCACGAGUGGUGGCAUGGGACCAACAGGUCCACAGUGGACCCCUGCCUCCCUGCACCCUCCCCUUCACCUCUGUGAUGCGUCCCCCCAUAAUGUGCCCCACACCCCUGUAAAGCAGCCCCCGGGCUGCUGCCCCCCGGUGCAGCCCCCUUCCCAGGACGCUGGCAGGGUGCCACCGGCCCGCAGUUCGAGGGGGGGAAGAGAUUCACUGCCCCGGCCCCCGCCGCUGCCCCCGGGAAGCGGCGCAGUCCCUCUGGCCGCAGACACGGGCGGGGGUCCCGCCGCGCCCGGCCCCCCCGUCUCCCGUGUCGCUGCUUUCCCUCCCCAGCGCUUGGCCCGGUCCCGGGCUCGCCCGGGCCGCCCCGCGGAGGGGGCGCUGGCUCGGGGCGGCCCCGGGGCCCCGCCGCUCCGCCGCUGACCGCCGCCCCCAGGCCCCCCCCGAGGAUGAGGAGCCGACCGGCGCUGGCGGCGCUGCUCGUCCUGGCACUGCCGCUCGCCCUCGCCCGCCGCCCUCCGGCCCCGCCGGGCCCCGCGCCCCCCGCACAGGGGAUGCCCGUCGCGGAGCCGCUGCCCUGGAGAGCCCGCGGCAGCCCCGGGGCCGCCUUCGCCGCCGUGCUGCAGCUGCUGCGGGAGGGGUCGGCCGGUCCUCCCGCGGCUCCGCAGAAGCGUAAGUCCCGCCCGGUCCCGGUCCCGGUCCCGCAGCCGGGCGCCGCGGCGCUGACGGCGGGUCUCUCCGCAGGGGACAUGCACGACUUCUUCGUGGGGCUCAUGGGGAAGCGGGCGGCAGAGCCCGGGCGGCCGGCGGGGCGGCGGGGCGGCGGCCCGUCCCCCCGGUGCUCCCCGGGGCCCCCAGCGGCCGGCGGGGCCCCGCGGCAGGCGUGAGCCGCGGGCCGAGCCGGCGAGGCCGGACGGGGCGCGCCCCGCGGACCCCCCCCCCUUCUCCCGCCACGGGGCCGGCCCGGGCUGUGCCCUGUGUCCCGGGGCGAGGCACCGGCACCGGGCACUGCGCCGCGGCGGCAGUACCGGCUGCGGGGGCGGCACGGCCGGGACGCCGCCCACGGACAGCGAAGCCGUCGUGGGACCCGCCGGGGCUGGAGCCGCGCUCCCGCGCUGGGGACUGUGCGG
Messenger RNA from Phalacrocorax carbo (great cormorant), 2305 nucleotides. Lineage: Eukaryota; Metazoa; Chordata; Aves; Suliformes; Phalacrocoracidae. The record is from RefSeq and is a predicted model, not a curated record.